AUGGGAAACGAGUCCAGUUACCCGGAGGAGAUGUGCUCCCACUUUGACCAUGAUGAAAUUAGGAGGCUGGGCAAGAGUUUUAAGAAGCUGGACGUAGACCAUUCGGGCUCUCUGAGCGUGGAGGAGAUCACGUCCCUGCCCGAGCUGCAGAACAACCCGCUGGUGAGGCGAGUGAUCGACGUCUUCGACACCGACGGCAACGGAGAGGUGGACUUCGAGGAGUUCAUCCGGGGCGCCUCCCAGCUCAGUGUCAGAGGAGACCAGGAGCAGAAGCUGAGGUUUGCUUUCAGCAUCUACGACAUGGAUAGGGACGGCUACAUUUCCAACGGGGAGCUCUUCCAGGUGCUGAAGAUGAUGGUGGGGGACAACAUAAGGGACUGGCAUUUACAGCAGCUCGUGGACAAAACCAUCAUCAGCCUGGACAAGGAUGGCGACGGGAAGAUAUCCUUGGAGGAGUUCAGUGCUGUGGUCAGAGGUCUGGAGGUCCACAAGAAGCUGGCGGUAAUGGUGUGA
Molecule: messenger RNA, 513 nt
Organism: Cynocephalus volans (Philippine flying lemur)
Lineage: Eukaryota; Metazoa; Chordata; Mammalia; Dermoptera; Cynocephalidae
Gene: PPP3R2
Product: protein phosphatase 3 regulatory subunit B, beta
Exons: 1
Coding region: 1-513 (170 amino acids)
Biological process (GO): calcineurin-mediated signaling; protein dephosphorylation
Cellular component (GO): calcineurin complex
Molecular function (GO): calcium-dependent protein serine/threonine phosphatase regulator activity; phosphatase binding; calcium ion binding
Source: RefSeq, a predicted model, not a curated record